UCUGUAAUUUUCUAGCCGUUAUACAAUAAACUUCAAAAAGCUCUAACGGCCAAAUCCCACCUACAAUAUAAAUUUUCAAAAUCCUUCGCUAUCUUCAAAAGAAAUUCUACCGUCAAACUCCGAAAUGGCUUCCUCUAAGCUAAGAAGCUCAUGCUCUUUCCCAAAUCUUCUCCUCUCAUGCUUAAAUUUUACUCUCUUUAUCCUCGCCUCAGCCUCUGUUGCUCCUAUAAUUCUCCUAAAAAUGCCACCAACUUCAUUAGGUUUUGCAUUCCUUAUGGUUUCUUGCAUUUCUCUUCUCUCCUCUUUCGUCGGCUUCUAUUCACAGCUAACUCACUUAUGUUUCAUAACACAUAUUUCACUGCUCUUUGCUUCUUUAAUUGGACAAAUACUAAGUAUACUGGCCUUGUUCACGAGAGAAAGAUCAAGUCUUUUAAUGCUCAAGUCCCCAAGAGACCCUAAAGAAGCAAAGCUGUUAGUGAGAUUGGAAUGUGGGGUUUUAAUGGCAAUGCUUAUAAUGCAAAUGGUGGUUUUAGCUUUAACCUGUGCUGUUCAUAACUGCUGGGUUAGAGAUUAUGCAGAUUUGGAGGCAGAAAGAGAGGCCACAGCUAAAAAGAGGAGUAGAAGGAUUGCAAGAGUGCAAGAAGAAUCAUUGGCAAAUGCUGCUAAAAUUGCCGAGAUUAAAGCCAAGGAGUUUGAUGACAAAAUGAAGAGCAAAUAUGGGAUGUGGGUGAAAAAUGAUUUUGAAGGAUAAACCCUAAUUUAAUUUUUAGGUCAAAUAAUCUUUCUAUUUGCUUUGUUGGCUUUUAACUUUUUUAUUUUUGGUCACCAUUGUGGUGGCCACUGUACUGUAUUUUCCAGUCAAAAUUCAUUAAUAUUAUCAUCUGCUGUGUUCUAUAAUCAGAUGAGUUGGCUGCUAAAAA
Messenger RNA from Jatropha curcas, 920 nucleotides. Its product is annotated as Putative membrane lipoprotein. Lineage: Eukaryota; Viridiplantae; Streptophyta; Magnoliopsida; Malpighiales; Euphorbiaceae. The record is from RefSeq and is a predicted model, not a curated record.